CUGAUUUCCUCUCCGAAGCGAAAACCUAAAGGCUGUGGCUACCCUUCUCGUCUCUCUUCCCCGAGUUCUGACCCUCAGCGAUCAGAGUUCUAAAAGUUUGUGCUUCUCCUCCCUCUUCAGUCUUCUCUGAGCCUUCGCAAUCGGAGAUCUCUAAAGCCCAAAGGGAGUGCCGCUGUGAUUGUCUUUCUUCCUUGACCUCAGCGAUCGCAGGCUCCAAUCGUUCUUUUUCUCCGUGGUUGCCUAUCAUGGAGGCAUAGAGAAAUAGAGCAUUGCACUAUCGAGGAUUCGGAGCCUUUGGCGGAAAGCUUACCGCAGUAAGUGAUCUGCAUUUUACGAUUCAAGAUGAUUCAUCUAUUUGCUGAUGAUUUCUAAGUGUGUGACCCAUAUGACAUGUGUUUAAAAGCAAUCCAAGGACAGAUGUGGUAUAUAUCUAAACAAUUAGGCCAUGGUUUAGUUUUUCAAGGACUCUGAUUUGACUUCGAUUCUGGAAAGAUAAACUCACUUUUGCAACGUGUUCGAAUGAGAGAGGACGCAUAUUCAGAGGCGUUAUGGCUCAACAGUCGUCUCGUCUUCAUCGUUUGCUCACUCUAUUGGACACUGGUUCAACCCAAGCAACAAGAUUUGCAGCUGCGCGUCAGAUCGGGGAUAUUGCAAGGGCACAUCCCCAAGAUUUGAACUCUCUGCUAAGGAAGGUGUCUCAGUGUCUUCGUAGCAAGAAUUGGGAUACAAGGGUUGCAGCAGCUCAUGCUAUUGGGGCUAUAGCAGAGAAUGUGAAACAUGCAACUAUGACAGAUCUAUUUGCAUGUGUUGAAACGGAGAUGUCAGACGUUGGAAUUUCCGCUGUUGUUGAUGAUCUAAUUAUGGCAUGGCCAAACUUUCACCCCAAAUUUGUGGCAGGGACCUCUUUUAGAAGUUAUGACAUCAGCAAGGUGUUGGAAUUUGGUGCUUUGUUAGCAUCUGGAGGCCAGGAAUAUGAUAUUGUGGGUGACAGUAACAAGAAUCCUGGGGAGCGUAUAGCCCGUCAAAAACAGAAUCUCCGGCGUCGUUUGGGUUUGGACAUGUGUGAGCAGUUCAUGGAUGUCAAUGAUAUGAUCAAAGAUGAAGAUCUUUUUGUGGAAAAGUACAACUUCCAUGUAAAUGGGAUGGACCGGAGAUACUAUACAUCACAAUCUGGAAAUCGUAUUCAGCAACUAGUUGCAAAUAUGGUUCCAAGUGUCAUUUCUAAAAUGCCAAGUGCAAGGGAAUUAAAUCUCUUGAAACGAAAAGCAAAAAUAAAUGCAAAGGAUCAAAUAAAAGGAUGGACAGAGGAUGGGGAUUUUGAGGUGUCAUAUUCUCAAAAUUCAGGGACACCAAAGGGCUCAUCUGCAGAUCCACUGAGUUCUAGUAAGGCAUUUAUGGAUGCUCCUCUAGAGGAAGAUGGGUUUGAGAGUGAUGGAGAUGGGCGCUGGCCUUUCCAUAAUUUUGUUGAACAACUUAUUCUUGAUAUGUUUGAUCCCAGUUGGGAGGUGCGCCAUGGAAGUAUCAUGGGUCUAAGAGAAAUUUUAACACAUCAAGGUUCGUCUGCUGGGGUAUCUGUGCCCGACUUGUGCUCAAAAAAUGUGUGGUCAGUUGAUUUUGAAGAUAAAAUUGAUUUGAGCAAAACAAAGAGAGGACGGGAAAUUGAUUUGAAUAUACAAGUGGGAUUGGAGGAGUCUGAGUCGAGCUUAAAAAGACAAAAGUCUGAAGAUGUAUUUUGUGAGGAGUUCAGCAUAAUGCCUUCUGUGAACAAGGAUAUUGACCUCGAUGCUCGUGUAAAGGUUGAAGAUGGUGUAUGUAGAUCCAUCCCUGGGCAUAUAAAUGGUGGAUUUGACAUUGGUCUUGUUAAGAUGGAGCAAGAGUCUUUUGUUGACGAGCUUCAAUAUCAGCAGAUUCAGCAGAAUGAAGGUGGUGGUAUGGCAGAGAAUAGUUCUGUUGAGGAUAAUAGUUCCAUGAAAACAUUGAACAUACUUAAAGAUCUCCCUGAAAGUUGCAAAUUGAUGAAACUGGUCAAACUGACGAGGCAUUCAUGGAUUAAAAAUCUGGGAUUCCUUCAAGAUUGUGCCAUUCGUUUCUUGUGUGUAUUGUCAUUAGAUCGUUUUGGUGAUUAUGUUUCUGACCAGGUUGUUGCACCAGUGCGUGAAACAUGUGCACAAGCACUCGGUGCUGUGCUCAAGUACAUGCAUUCUUCAUUAGUCCAUGAGACGCUGAACAUCUUGCUGCAAAUGCAGUGUAGACCAGAAUGGGAAAUACGCCAUGGCAGCCUUUUGGGUAUCAAGUAUCUGGUUGCUGUGCGACGGGAAAUGCUUCACGAUUUGCUUGGGUAUGUUCUUCCUGCAUGUAAAGCAGGGCUGGAGGAUCCAGAUGAUGAUGUUAGGGCAGUUGCCGCUGAAGCUCUGCUACCUGCUGCAGCUGCCAUAGUUUCUCUAAAUGGCGAAACUCUGCAUUCCAUUGUUAUUUUACUUUGGGAUAUCUUGCUUGAUCUUGAUGACUUAAGUCCAUCCACUAGCAGUGUCAUGAACUUAUUGGCAGAAAUCUAUUCCCAGGAAGAAAUGAUUCCUAAGAUGUUUGGUGUGCUUGAAGAGAAAGAAGAGUUUGAUCUUAAUGAAUUAGUUCAGAUUGAUGAACAUGGGGCAGGAAUCAAGUCUGAGGAGAACCCUUUUAUUUUAUCUACUCUGGCACCAAGAUUGUGGCCGUUUAUGAGGCAUAGCAUUACAUCAGUUCGUCAUUCAGCCAUACGUACUUUGGAGCGGCUGCUUGAAGCGGGAUGUAGAAGGAGCUCUUCCGAGUCAAAACCUAGUUGCUUUUGGCCUUCUUUUAUUUUGGGUGAUACACUUAGGAUUGUGUUUCAGAAUCUUCUCCUUGAAUCAAAUGAACAAAUUCUUCAAUGUUCUCAGAGGGUUUGGAGUCUCCUACUACAGUGUCCAGAGCAGGAUUUGGAAACUGCUGCAAGAUCAUAUUUCUCUUCCUGGAUAGAACUUGCAACAACUCCGUAUGGUUCACCAUUGGAUGCUACAAAAAUGUUUUGGCCAGUAACCCUUCCUCGGAAAAGUCAUUUUAAAGCUGCCGCUAAGAUGAGAGCGGCAAAGCUAGACAAUGAUCACAGUAUAAACUUUGGCUUUGAUUCUGCAAAAGGAGCUUCUUCACAGGAAAAAAAUGGAGAUGUGUCUACAAACUUUGUUAAGAUAAUUGUUGGUGCAGAUGGUCAGAAGUCUGUCACUCAUACACGCGUAGUUACUGCUUCAGCUUUGGGUAUUCUAGCUUCUAAGUUGCCUGAGGAGUCUUUACAGUUUGUCAUUGAUCCAUUAUGGAGCAAUCUUACCUCCUUGUCUGGGGUCCAGAGACAGGUGGCUUCCAUGCUUCUCGUUGCUUGGUUCAAAGAGAUUAAGACUAGGGGUUUAGUUGGAAUUCACGGGGUUAUGUCUGGGUUCAUUGAUCAAAUUAGGCAAUGGUUGUUGGAUUUGUUAUCAUGUACUGAUCCUUCAUCACCUACAAAAGAUUCACCACUUCCUUAUGCUGAGCUUUCAAGAACUUACACCAAGAUGCGCAAUGAGGCCAGUCUGUUACUUCGUGUUAUUGAAUCAUCUGCACUGCUCAAGAAUAUGUUGAUGUCUACUAUAAUUAACCCUGAUACAUUAAGUGUUGAUGAUGCAAUUAAUUUUGCAUCUAAACUUUUGGUGCCCAGUAACCAAGCAGCUGGGGAGGAAACUAUAGAGAGACACAUCCUUGAUGAUUUGGAAGCAUCAAAGCAACGGCUUUUGACAACUUCUGGCUAUUUAAGAUGUGUUCAGAAUAACUUGCAUGUCACUGUAUCAGCCUUAGUUGCUGCUGCAGUCGUCUGGAUGUCUGAGCUGCCUGUCAGACUUAAUCCUAUUAUUUUGCCUUUGAUGGCUUCUAUAAAAAAAGAGCAGGAGGAAGUACUGCAAGAGAAGGCAGCUGAAGCACUUGCUGAGCUUAUUUAUCAUUGUACUGCACGCAAACCUGGUCCAAAUGAUAAGUUAAUUAAGAACCUUUGCAGCUUGACGUGCAUGGAUCCUUGCGAGACACCCCAAGCUGCAAUCAUAAAUUCCAUGGAGAUUAUUGAUGAUCAAGAUCUGCUAUCUUUUGGAAGAGGUACAGGUCAGCAGAAGACAAAGGUACAUUUGCUAUCUGGAGGGGAAGACCGGUCAAAGGUUGAAGGCUUCAUAAGCCGGCGCGGCUCGGAACUUUCAUUGAAGUACUUGUGUUCAAGGUUUGGUGGUUUUCUAUUUGAUAAGCUUCCUAAAUUAUGGGAUUGCCUUACUGAAGUCCUCAAGCCUGGGAAUCCUCAAGGGCUAGUUCCUACAGAUGAUCAGCAUAUGAUGCAAACAAUCAAUUCUGUGAAGGAUCCACAGAUCUUGAUAAACAAUAUCCAGGUGGUACGUUCAAUUGCAUCUAUGCUGGAUGAUUCAUUAAAACCAAAAUUGCUCACUCUUCUACAAUGUAUCUUUACAUGUGUGCGCCAUUACCAUGUUGCUGUAAGAUUAGCUGCUGCAAGGUGUAUUACCUCAAUGGCAAAGUCGAUGACAUUAAGCGUGAUGGGAGUUGUGGUUGAGAAAACAAUCCCUAUGUUGGGGGAUACAACAUCUGUUCAUGCCAGGCAAGGGGCUGGCGUACUUGUUAGUUUGCUUGUUCAAGCCCUGGGAGUAGAACUAGUUCCAUAUGCUCCUUUGUUGGUAGUGCCUCUUCUCAGAUGUAUGAGUGAUUGUAAUCAUGCUGUUAGGCAGAGUGUCACGCAUAGUUUUGCUGCCCUUGUACCUCUUCUUCCAUUAGCAAGGGGCAUUCCACCGCCAGUUGGGUUAAGUGAAAAUUUAUCUAAAAAUGCUGAAGAUGCACAGUUCCUUGAGCAACUACUUGACAACUCCAAUAUUGAUGAUUACAAGCUUUCCACUGAACUGAAAGUGACAUUGAGAAGGUAUCAACAGGAGGGUAUUAACUGGUUGGCUUUCUUGAGGCGGUUCAAGCUCCAUGGGAUUUUAUGUGAUGAUAUGGGACUCGGGAAAACACUGCAGGCAUCAGCAAUCAUCGCAUCUGAUAUAGCAGAGCACCGUGCUUCCAAGAAUGGGAAGGACCCUUUGUCUCUAAUUAUUUGCCCAUCAACACUAGUUGGACAUUGGGCAUAUGAAAUAGAGAAAUUUAUUGAUCCUUCUGUAAUGACUCCUCUUCAGUAUGUUGGUUCUGCUCAAGAGCGUAUUUCACUUAGAUGUCAUUUUGAAAAGCAUAAUGUCAUCAUAACAUCCUAUGACGUAGUCCGCAAGGAUAUUGACUACCUCAGACAGCAACUCUGGAAUUACUGUAUUUUAGAUGAGGGGCAUAUUAUCAAGAAUGCCAAGUCUAAAAUUACAACUGCUGUGAAGCAGCUUAAAGCUGAGCACCGUCUUUUAUUGAGUGGAACACCAAUUCAGAAUAAUGUCUUGGAGUUAUGGUCACUUUUUGACUUUCUAAUGCCUGGGUUUCUGGGAACAGAGAGACAAUUCCAAGCCACUUAUGGGAAGCCACUGGUAGCAGCUAGGGAUCCCAAAUGUUCUGCCAAGGAUGCUGAAGCAGGGGCACUUGCAAUGGAAGCAUUACAUAAGCAGGUCAUGCCCUUCCUCCUCCGUCGAACAAAGGAUGAGGUUUUGUCUGAUUUGCCUGAGAAAAUCAUUCAGGACAGAUACUGUGAUCUGAGCCCUGUCCAGUUAAGACUUUAUGAACAGUUUUCUGGUUCAGAUGCGAGAAAAGAAAUUUCCACCUUAGUUCACGUGAAUGACUCAGAGGAUACUAGAGAAGGAAAUAACCCCUCACCAAAAGCAUCUUCACAUGUCUUCCAGGCACUUCAAUACCUGCUGAAGCUCUGUAGUCAUCCGUUGCUUGUUCUUGGUGAAAAGAUUCCAGAAUAUCUCAUGUGCCUUUUAUCCAGUAUCAUGCCUGGCAUUGAUGACAUCAUUUCAAACCUUCAUGAACUGCAUCACUCUCCAAAAUUGGUUGCUCUCCAAGAAAUUCUGGAAGAAUGUGGAAUAGGCGUGGAUGCUUCAAGUUCUGAAGGUGCCAUUGGUGUUGGGCAGCACAGGGUUUUGAUAUUUGCUCAGCACAAAGCCCUUCUGGACAUAAUUGAAAAAGAUUUGUUUCAAGCACAUAUGAAGAGUGUCACAUACUUGAGGCUCGAUGGCUCUGUUGAACCAGAAAAACGUUUUGAUAUCGUGAAAGCCUUCAAUUCAGACCCCACCAUUGAUGUACUACUGCUCACAACACAUGUUGGUGGACUUGGAUUAAACUUGACAUCAGCUGACACGCUCGUUUUUAUGGAGCAUGAUUGGAAUCCAAUGAGAGAUCUCCAGGCUAUGGACAGAGCACAUAGGUUGGGUCAGCGCAAAGUUGUGAAUGUCCAUCGUCUUAUCAUGCGAGGAACUCUGGAAGAGAAAGUUAUGGGCCUCCAAAAGUUCAAAGUUUCAGUUGCUAAUGCAGUUAUUAAUGCAGAGAACACCAGCAUGAAAACAAUGAAUACAGAUCAGUUGCUUGAUCUAUUCACAUCAGCACAGACCAGCAGAAAGGGUACUGCUGUUUCAAAGAGCUCAGAUGGUAACUUCAACGGAGACCCAAAAUCAGUUGUUGGUGGGAAGGGGUUGAAAGCUAUACUUGGUGGACUAGAGGAGCUUUGGGAUCAAUCACAAUACACAGAGGAAUACAAUCUCAACCAGUUUCUAGCAAAGCUUAACGGAGCUUAACAGCUGAAUCUAAUCACAGCCAAUGUACAGUGUGUAUUAGUUGUCUGUUGGCUCUCAAUUUUGACGCUGUUGCCCUAAUUCUUUUUUUUUUUUUUUUAAAUGCUUGUAAAUGUUCAUUGUAUUUGUUGGAAGCUAGCUGAAUAGGAAAAAGCGGCUUUCAACUGUUCGGUCAGGCGAUAUAAUUCCAGUUCAUUGAAAAUGCAGGAGGGGGUUGAGGAUAGAAAUUUGUAUUCUUUGCAUAUUGUAUAUACCAUCAUCAUCUCAUAUUGUAGUUGCAUCCUCUUUACUCUUUUCCAGUAA
This is a messenger RNA of Macadamia integrifolia, 7037 nucleotides long. RefSeq names its product TATA-binding protein-associated factor BTAF1. Gene Ontology annotation, molecular function: ATP hydrolysis activity; ATP-dependent chromatin remodeler activity; DNA binding. The transcript is spliced from 30 exons. NCBI's taxonomy places the organism in Eukaryota, Viridiplantae, Streptophyta, Magnoliopsida, Proteales, Proteaceae. The coding region runs from base 549 to 6737 and encodes 2062 amino acids. The record is from RefSeq and is a predicted model, not a curated record.